GCCGCUUCUGAGCUCAAGACUUUGUUUGAUCGCAAGCCCGAGAUUGAUACCUGGAGCGACGAUGGAGCGCCUGUUCCGGAGAUGGAAGGUAAUAUCGAGCUCCGCGACUAUGUUGCACUUGUUGGGCCUUCUGGAUGCGGAAAGAGUACUACCAUCAGCUUGAUCGAGCGCUUUUAUAAUCCACUUGCCGGUGGUGUCUACGUUGACGGCCGUGAAAUCUCUACCUUAAACAUUAACCAGUACCGCAAGCACCUCGCCCUCGUCAGCCAAGAACCAACUCUCUACCAAGGCACCAUUCGCGAGAACAUCCUCCUCGGCGGUGACCGCAACGACAUCACUGAUGAUGAGAUCACUGCCGCUUGCAAGUCCGCGAAUAUCUAUGACUUCAUCCAAUCCCUCCCGGAGGGCUUCCAGACUGUUUGCGGUUCCAAAGGUGCUCUCCUCUCUGGUGGACAGAAGCAACGAAUUGCCAUCGCCAGAGCUCUCAUCAGAAACCCGAAGGUUCUACUCUUGGACGAAGCUACAUCCGCCUUGGAUUCCGAGUCCGAGAAGGUUGUGCAGCAGGCACUUGAUACCGCCGCAAAAGGACGAACAACUGUGAGCGUUGCCCACCGUCUAUCCACUAUCAAGCACGCAGAUUGCAUCUAUGUCUUUGAUGCCGGACGAAUUGCCGAGAGCGGAAGCCACUCGGAGCUCAUGGCUAAGCGUGGAAAAUACUACGAGCUGGUCAACCUCCAAUCACUCGGGAAAAACAAUUAGCCUAGCAUUUGCACCAUGUGGUAGUUUCCCACUUGCCACCACCUUCUCCCCGUCCCUUCCUUCGUCAUAUCUUUUUUCCUUAACUAAUGGUGGACAUGAUAUCUUUUGGUUCUUUUAAUCUCCAUUUUGGCUUUUCUCGAGUUUUUUUUUUUUUCCACACUCCCAAAAAUCUUUUUCAAUUCAAAUGCCUUAUUACUAUUAUUGUGGCGGGUAGAGAUCUCUUUUCUUUCUCCUGUUUUUAUUUGUUGGCGUUUUGGUCCCGUAGAUUUUUUUCCUCGCUAUUUGUAAGGUAUGAGUACUGUACACAGUACACACUUGUAUGGAUGAUUACGAUUGUUGUCGCGGCGGAAUUUUUAACAGAUUGGGUAGGCGUUUGAUGGACAUUAGUUAACCAAGUCCCGGAAAACAAGAGAUUUUGUCAAGGUGUGGAGUUGUGGGUUCUUGGUGGGUGCCUCGCGCCAUACUGGGCUGUAGUACCGGUAGUACAAAUCUGGAAACACAAUACCGGUACCGGUAUCAUAUGUACUCACAUUUAAGAUGAUGGAACGUGGCACAAGUA
Tuber melanosporum (Perigord truffle) is the source of this 1318-nucleotide messenger RNA. RefSeq lists its product as uncharacterized. Gene Ontology annotation, molecular function: ATP hydrolysis activity; ATP binding; ATPase-coupled transmembrane transporter activity. Gene Ontology annotation, biological process: transmembrane transport. Lineage: Eukaryota; Fungi; Ascomycota; Pezizomycetes; Pezizales; Tuberaceae. The transcript is spliced from 3 exons. The coding region runs from base 82 to 759 and encodes 225 amino acids. The record is from RefSeq and is a predicted model, not a curated record.